GGAGGGAGGAGGCGCCCGCCCGGCUCCCUGCAAAGCGGCCUUAUUUAUCUGGGCACAGCCUCAGCCUCCCCGGUGGGAGGCUCAGGGCGGCGGAUCCUCUCCCACCGGGGAGCUCCGCUCUGGGCUCUGCCGAGAGGGCCCUGGCGCGGAGCGCCGGUCGCCGGGUGCAGUCGGGCCCUGCUAGCCAGUCCAGCACCUUGUCCGCCUCCGCGUUUGGCGAUUCUGGUGCUGGGCUCCCCAUGACGCGAGGUCGCCCGGCGGACAGCGUGGCAUGAGCCAGAAGCCCUGGCCGAGAACGUGCAAGGAAAAUGUCGAGCCCAGGUAUCGAUGGUGACCCCAAGCCUCCAUGCUUGCCUCGAAAUGGUCUGGUGAAGCUGCCUGGCCAACCCAACGGCCUAGGUGCAGCUAGCAUCACUAAGGGCACCCCUGCUGCCAAGAACCGCCCUUGCCAGCCACCACCCCCACCCACCCUUCCACCUCCCAGCCUGGCUACACCAUUGUCUCGGGUUGCUCUGGCAGGGGGGCCAUGCUCCCCAGCCAGUGGACCAGCCCCAGGCUCAGUGCCUGGACCCCCAGUGGAGCGGCCACCACUGGCCACAGAUGAGAAGAUCCUUAAUGGGCUCUUCUGGUAUUUCUCAGCAUGUGAGAAGUGCAUACUAGCCCAGGUGUGCAAGGCUUGGCGGCGUGUGCUCUACCAGCCCAAGUUCUGGGCAGGCCUCACACCUGUGCUGCAUGCUAAGGAGCUGUACAACGUGCUGCCUGGAGGCGAGAAGGAGUUUGUGAAUCUACAGGGCUUCGCUGCUAGAGGCUUUGAGGGCUUCUGCCUAGUUGGUGUCUCUGACUUAGACAUCUGUGAGUUCAUCGACAACUACGCACUCUCUAAGAAGGGAGUCAAGGCUAUGAGCCUCAAACGCUCCACCAUCACUGACGCUGGCCUAGAGGUGAUGUUGGAGCAGAUGCAGGGAGUGGUGCGCCUGGAGCUGUCAGGCUGUAACGAUUUCACUGAGGCUGGCCUGUGGUCCAGCCUCAGUGCACGGAUCACCUCACUGAGUGUCAGUGACUGCAUCAAUGUGGCGGAUGAUGCCAUUGCUGCCAUCUCGCAACUUCUACCCAACCUGGCAGAGCUAAGCCUUCAGGCCUACCACGUGACUGACACUGCACUGGCCUACUUCACAGCACGCCAGGGCCACAGCACCCACACACUGCGCCUGCUCUCUUGCUGGGAGAUAACCAACCAUGGGGUGGUCAAUGUGGUGCAUAGUCUGCCCAACCUCACCUCACUCAGCCUCUCAGGCUGCUCUAAGGUCACUGACGAUGGAGUGGAGCUUGUAGCUGAGAACCUGAGAAAGUUGCGCAGCCUUGACCUCUCCUGGUGCCCUCGGAUCACUGACAUGGCACUAGAAUACGUGGCCUGUGACCUGCACCGCCUGGAGGAGCUCGUGCUGGACAGGUGUGUACGCAUCACGGACACUGGCCUCAGCUAUUUGUCCACCAUGUCGUCCCUCCGCAGCCUCUACCUUCGAUGGUGCUGCCAGGUGCAGGACUUCGGGUUGAAGCACCUGUUAGCCAUGAGGAGUUUGCGACUCUUGUCUCUAGCAGGCUGCCCGCUCCUGACCACCACGGGGCUAUCGGGCCUCGUGCAGCUGCAAGAGCUGGAGGAGCUGGAGCUGACCAACUGCCCUGGAGCCACACCGGAGCUCUUCAAGUACUUCUCGCAGCACCUGCCACGCUGCCUCGUCAUUGAAUAGCGCGGGCUUCUGCACCGGACACGGGAACCCGCCACGCCCUGGGCAGUAGCCCCUCUUCCAUUCCUGCCGGAGCACCACUUCUCAGCCCUGCGCUGGAUACGGGGCAAGCUGAGGGAAACCCCGCCCCGUGCCUCCUUUGCUCCUCUGCUUCACUGCUCCAUCCCCGCCUGGGGCAAGAGGCAGAGGGGCCAGCCCCACGCACGCACGCACACUCGGGGACUUUGUGCAUGCCCCUCGUGCCCGCACUGCACGCCCGCCCUCCACCAUGCCACAGCCGCCGCCAUCUCUCGCCCACCUUCUGGGGGGGGGGAGGACUAGGUCCUUUGGGAAUGCUUUGAGUGCAGAAGCCCUCACUGCCUUCCCCCACUUCAUUCUGCUCUCUGCCUCCCCCGUGCUGUCCCCCAUCCCGGGCAGGGCCCAAGGGGAUGGAGGGAUUGGUCCCCCAGGACUCAGGGGCCUGGAAGAGCCCCCAAGGGCCUCCCACACCUUCCACUACUCCCUGCCUGGAGCCCUCCAAGGGUAUAAGGCGUCACAGGCCACUGCCAAAGCCAUGGCCCCCUGAGGAGCCCAACUCCCCCAUGCCCACCUGACCCAGUGGCACCCCCUUCUUCCUUGUUGCCAUAUGGGUCAGUUCUUGUCCUCUGUGCCCCCAUCUCCUCCUCCCCCCCUGGCCCUCAGAUCCUUGGGCCCUGGCCAGGCUGGGACAGCUUUAGGAGGAUGCAGACCUUGGAAUAAUCAAUAUCAGCCUAACUGGUGCCCAUCCACCCAAGUGCAAGGGUGGAAUAGGCACCCAACAGACCCCAACCUGGAGCCACCCACAAGGCUGCCAGGCCUUGGGAGCAGCCCACCCACUCCAGCCUCUACCCCAGCUGAGCUCAGGCCUCUCAGCACUGUCUUUCACCCUGGAUAGGUCUCCUCAGGUGGAAUCUGCAGAGGGCCUGGCCAAGGGUCAGGGUCAGCACUGAUGUCGUUCUGAACUCCCAGUGGCCAGCACACCCUUCACACCCCAAGGAAGGAGGGCUCCUUUCUAGUCCUCCUUGGCCUCUCCCAGCUUCCAAAACCUCUGCCUGUACAAAUGGGCUGUGACCAGGUUUUGUUAGGUCCCAAGACAUUUGGAAAUCCUAGGGGACUGGGCAUAUGUUUGGCAGUGCUGAGGAAGGGACUGGGAACCCCUUCCCUCCCAACCUUGAGCCCCAGGAGACACAGCACCCAUAAUCAAUCUUGGGACAUCCCUAUCUGGUUGGAAGAGAGUAACUAAUUCCCAGAGAGCCAGAGGGAGAGAGAGAGAGAGAGGGAGAGAGAGAGAGAGAGAGAGAGAGAGAGAGAGAGAGAGAGAGAGAUGCUGUUGACAAAAAAAAAAAAAAGAGUUCAACAGCCCAAAGAGUUCCCUGCCCCUGAAGUGUUGGCCAGGAAGGCUCCAGGCUGAAGUGGUCAGGAGCCAGAUUCUUCAGCCCUUCUUCCCACAGUCCCACAACAGGGAGGGGGAAGCUGUCAAUUUGCCCAAAGUAUUAAUGCAACUGAAGCUGUGAUAUUUCCAAUGACUGUAGGAGGAAAAUUUAAGGGGAGAAAGGAACACAAACAAAAUCAACCAACCCCUAAAGUCAUUUUCUUAUUGUACAUAACGACCUCAUUCUCCUGUAUAUGCGGAAGAUAUAACCUUAUAUUUGGUAAGUGUUUCUUGUGCUAUUUUAUCACGUGACCUGUUUAUAAAAAUAUAUAUUAAAAAAGUUGUAAAAACCCGA
Phodopus roborovskii (desert hamster) is the source of this 3490-nucleotide messenger RNA. RefSeq names its product F-box and leucine rich repeat protein 16 (gene Fbxl16). The transcript has 6 exons. NCBI's taxonomy places the organism in Eukaryota, Metazoa, Chordata, Mammalia, Rodentia, Cricetidae. The coding region runs from base 309 to 1748 and encodes 479 amino acids. Gene Ontology annotation, biological process: SCF-dependent proteasomal ubiquitin-dependent protein catabolic process. Gene Ontology annotation, cellular component: SCF ubiquitin ligase complex. Gene Ontology annotation, molecular function: protein binding. The record is from RefSeq and is a predicted model, not a curated record.